GAAAUCAUUAACUAUCGCGCUUUAACUUUUCGUACAGAAAAUGACUACAUAUAUGGAUAAAGGUCCGAAGCCCAUAGGUGGAAAAUUUUUAAGUUUCCACCAUCUCGUAUUCUGGGUUGGAAAUGCAAAACAGGCAGUCAGUUAUUAUUGCACUAGAUUGGGUUUUGAACCUUUGGCUUACCGCGGUUUAGAAACUGGCUCUAGACGCAUAGUAUCAUAUGUCAUCAGACAAAAUCAGAAUAUUUAUGUAAUUCCCCAUCAAAUUUUAUUAGUUUAUUAUGAAGAUGAUACUGAGCAGAGAAUAUCUUACUUUUAA
Eufriesea mexicana is the source of this 316-nucleotide messenger RNA. RefSeq names its product 4-hydroxyphenylpyruvate dioxygenase-like. The coding region runs from base 41 to 316 and encodes 91 amino acids. The record is from RefSeq and is a predicted model, not a curated record. Gene Ontology annotation, biological process: L-tyrosine catabolic process. The transcript is spliced from 5 exons. Lineage: Eukaryota; Metazoa; Arthropoda; Insecta; Hymenoptera; Apidae. Gene Ontology annotation, molecular function: 4-hydroxyphenylpyruvate dioxygenase activity.